UGGUCAGCCAUAUAGAAGGCUUCUGUCUAUUUGAGUUGUGGAAUUAGAGUAUGAGAUGGAUAAAAUACCUGUCACCAGAUUACAUCUUCAAACUAAGGGCAACUUUGGCAUGGCAUCAAAGACAGGGAGACGAGUCCAUCAUGCAUGAUGAUGUACACAGGUCUGAGUGAUGUCGGACCAAGAUUUGGCAGAGAUGGUACAGAUAGCAGUGGAGGACUUGGGCCAAGGCGACCAGACUGAUGUUUUGGACAAUCAUGAAGAUUGUGAUGACAAGCCUGACAGGAAAAGGCCAAGGGUGGACAACAGCUCCCAAGACGCAUCUCUAAAGACCUUGUUGUACUCCAUUAGCCAGACGAUCUGCCAGCGUCUGGACAACAUGGAGGCUAAGCUGCAGAUGGUGGAGGCGACGUGCCGGGCCCUGGAGAGGAAGCUGGAUGCUGUGGUCAACAAGAACCAGGCGCCCAUCCAGGUCCCCAUGGUGGCCGGCUCCCCUCUGGGUGCCACCCAGACCUGGAAUAAAGUGCGUUGUGUUGUUCCACAGACCAAUGUGAUAGUGAGCCAAGAUCGACCGAAGGGCCAGGAGGAGCCAGUAACUCGAGGGGCAGAUUCCCUGGAGAACCUCCUCAGCAACACGGUGGGCGGGCGGAGGCAGAACACGUUCCUCGUGAAGGUGCCGGCGCCGGAGGACAGCCAGGAGGACCAGGAGAGCGGUUCAGAGGCCAGUGACUCUGUGUCCAACAGCGGCCAGACCAACAACGCCCAGAGCACCCAGAACGUCACCCUCAUCACCCUCAACUCAGAGGAUGACUACCCAGCAGGUACGUGGCUUGGCGACGAGAACAAUGCAGAGAUGCGCGUGCGCUGCCCGGUGUCGCCGGGCGACAUGCUCCACAUCAGCACCAACUGCCGCACGGCAGAGAAGAUGGCACUGACACUGCUGGACUACCUAUUCCACCGUGAGGUGCAGGCUAUCUCCAACCUGUCAGGCCAGGGCAAACACGGCAAAAAGCAGCUGGACCCACUCAUGAUCUAUGGAGUACGCUGUCACCUGUUCUAUAAGUUUGGCAUCACUGAGUCAGAUUGGUAUCGUAUCAAGCAGAGCAUCGACUCCAAGUGUCGCACUGCAUGGAGACGUAAGCAGCGCGGCCAGAGUCUGGCGGUCAAGAGCUUCUCCAGACGUAGUGCCAACGCACCGGGAAGCUCAGAGGGUGGCGCUGUGGUGGAGGCAACCCAGCAGACUCUACACUACACCCUGGCCAACCAGGCUGUCCAGCAGGUCCAGAUCCAUCGCAUAGGAGAGGACGGACAGGUGCAAGUGAUCCCUCAGGGACAUCUCCACAUUGCCCAGGUGCCACAGGGGGAAGAGGUGCAGAUCACACAAGACAGUGAGGGGAACCUUCAGAUCCACCAGGUACAUGUUGGGCAGGAUGGACAGGUACUGCGUGGGGCCCAGCUGAUAGCGGUGGCGUCAGCUGACGGGGGGGCCACAGCAGUGGAGGGCUCCCCCCUACAGGCCAGUGACAUACAGGUGCAGUAUGUCCAACUGGCCCAAGUCAACGACCACACCGGUACUGUACAGGCGGCGGAGCUGGCCCCAGCAAUGCAGGGUGAGAUGGAGGUGAAGGAGGGAUCCCUCCAUCUGCCAGCGGGGGAGAACGGGGAGGUGGUGCAGAUCGUCACCUCUGUGGGGACAUAAGGGCCCCCGAGGGCCUCGAGAGAGAGAGAGAGAGAGAUGGCCAGCACCCUACGACAGAGUCAGAGGUGUAGGUGAAUGGGAUGGAGAAGUGGGGGUGGUCCAUAGACAAUAUACAAUUAAAUACAAUUUUGUAAAUUGUAAAUUAAAUACAAUUAAAUAAAUAAGAGAAAGUUAGAAAAUGUCAAAAGAACAACAGCAAAGAUCAAGAGAAGUGGUUUUGUUAUUUUAUAUUGACUUGGUCCAGCAACCACUCGUUCAUUGUCAACCAACAGUAUGAAAAUGUUCAUAGAGCACACAGGCUUUCAUAGCUUCUAUCAAGAACUAGUUAACUCACAUUGUCGUCAUCAGAAGAGGACCCGGAGACCUGGCCUGGGCACAGUGCAGGGGAUUAAACCCUACCCAUAAAGGAUGCUGCUCAGGCAGACCAUCACUACCUACACCUGAGCAUCAGCAUAAAAUGUUUACAUCAACUCUGGGAAAGCAUGGAGCUAUUAGAAGUUAAGCCACUCGGCUCAAUAUCCCUCUCUUGAGGGGUUACAGUAGGCUAGGCUAACCCCCUGGACUCGUACUUCACACAACCAAUACUGUGCUGUUCUCUUCUAGCAUCCUGCAAUCGUGUCAUGCUGGACUGCUGUGGAAAGUAAUACAGCCUAACGGUACUUACUAAUGGUUGUGUUUUCUUUGGCUUUUUUUCUUUCUCUCUGUUUGUGCAUCAUUUCUGGGAUGGACCCUUACUUUCUUCGCCAUUUUCUCCUAGCUUUUUUUCAUAUUGGUUAACCCACAUAGCUUUUGAUUGUUUGUUCCAUGUACAUAAUUGUAUCACAUCUAAAUGUUUGCGGAGCUUUGGUUGGAGGUAGACAACCACGAAAUAGCAAAGAUGAUGUUUAUGAUAAUACAUGACAGGGAGUUACAUGUAGAGGAGCCAGAAUUUCACUUUUUUUGUUUUUCCUGCUGUAUUUCUGUGAAGGAUACAUUCGUGUGAAUAAAAUGUUUUGUGGUUGCCA
Oncorhynchus gorbuscha (pink salmon) is the source of this 2700-nucleotide messenger RNA. Its product is annotated as protein BANP-like. The coding region runs from base 170 to 1696 and encodes 508 amino acids. The transcript has 13 exons. Gene Ontology annotation, molecular function: DNA binding. Lineage: Eukaryota; Metazoa; Chordata; Actinopteri; Salmoniformes; Salmonidae. The record is from RefSeq and is a predicted model, not a curated record. Gene Ontology annotation, biological process: protein localization to nucleus; negative regulation of protein catabolic process.